UACUAGAACACUAGAAUAUUAACACUAGAAUACUACGAUACUACGAUACUGCCGACGCUGACCCACGUGACGAGUGCCUGAUGUCAGUUACUAACAAUGACGCCCGCAUGCCGUCGAUCGACCGGCCGACUCGGGCUCCACAUCCGAUAUUCCAUACACAUACUAGUAACUACUAACAUACUCCCUUGCCAGUCCGAUAACGAGCCGGUCUCGAGGCUGAUCUCUUGGUUUCUCAGACGUCGUUUGUGCAGCUUCAAAGAGACAAUCUGAGCGCGCUGCGAAUUUCAUCCGUGAUUGACUGAGAAGCUGCCUCAUCAUCCGCGGCUGCCUUCCAGAUCCGUCGCAUUACUAACUAACGGGUGCUUCAUCUGCCCCACGCCCCUUCCCAGAAUUGCGGUGCUCGUCGCAUCGCGACCAUUGUGUGAUAGCUGCUUGUUAUCUGUCCCAGACACUGUAGACGAUCGCGUGGAACCGGCGACUGACAAGGAGAGAAGAAUAUGGCAACUCUAUCCAGCAUGCAGAUCGACAACCCAGGCGGUGGAACGGGACAAGGGCCCAACCUGGUCAAUCGGCUCCAUGAAAGCAGGUCACCAUACGUCAGAGGCCAUAUGCACAAUCCAGUUGCCUGGCAGCUUUGGGACUCGCAGUCAAUUGAUUUGGCGAGGAGAUACAACAGGCUGAUCUUUCUGAGCAUCGGCUAUUCGGCAUGUCACUGGUGUCACGUUAUGGAAAAGGAAUCGUUCAUGUCUCCGGAGGUAGCCGCGAUCUUGAACGAGUCGUUCAUUCCUAUUAAGGUGGACCGAGAGGAGAGACCAGAUGUCGACGACGUGUACAUGAACUACGUGCAGGCCACCACAGGUUCUGGAGGCUGGCCACUGAACGUCUUCCUGACACCGGACCUCGAACCCGUGUUUGGAGGCACGUACUGGCCUGGACCCAACUCAAGCUCGCUUCCUCCUCGUGGGAGUGUAGAUGGCCCCAUCGGCUUCGUAGAUAUCCUCGAAAAGCUUCGAGACGUUUGGCAGACACAACAACAAAGGUGUCUGGAGAGUGCCAAGGAAAUCACGAGGCAGCUGAAGGAAUUCGCGGAGGAAGGGACACAUUCUCAGCAUGAGCCUCGCGAGGCUGACGAGGAUCUGGAGAUAGAGCUCUUGGAAGAAGCCUACCAGCACUUUGCCUCCAGAUACGACUCUGCCAAUGGUGGAUUCUCGAGAGCACCAAAAUUUCCCACUCCAGCAAAUCUAAGCUUCCUUCUACGACUUGGUUUAUAUCCUAGUGCGGUCUCUGAUAUUGUGGGUGAGACGGAAUGCGCCCAGGCGACGGCGAUGGCGGUUAAUACGCUCAUUAAGAUGGCUCGGGGAGGAAUCCGCGAUCAUAUCGGACAUGGCUUUGCGCGGUACAGUGUCACGGCUGACUGGGGCCUUCCCCAUUUCGAGAAGAUGCUCUAUGAUCAAGCACAGCUCUUGGAUGUGUACGUGGAUGCAUUUCGGGUGACGGCUGAACCGGAGUUACUGGGUGCCAUCUAUGAUCUCGUCACUUAUCUGACGAGCCCUCCUCUCCAAUCUGCAGCCGGCGGUUUCUACUCAUCCGAGGACGCUGACAGUUUCCCAACCCCCAACGACACAGAGAAACGGGAGGGUGCCUUUUACGUGUGGACGUUGAAGGAGUUCAAGCAAGUUCUUGGGCAGCGAGACGCUGGCGUGUGUGCCCGUCACUGGGGCGUCCUUCCGGAUGGCAACGUCGCUCCUGAGAAUGACCCGCACGAUGAGUUCAUGAAUCAAAACGUCCUUUCUGUCAAGGUGACCCCGAGCAAACUAGCCAAAGACUUCGGGUUGAGCGAAGAGGAGGUUGUCAAGAUCAUCAAGUCCGGGCGGCAAAAGCUCCGCGAAUACCGGGAUAAGACCCGUGUCCGUCCUGAUCUAGACGACAAAAUCAUUGUCGCGUGGAACGGACUUGCGAUUGGCGCACUCGCCAAGUGUAGUAUACUACUGGACGAGUUUGACAACGCAAGGGCGGUCCAAUGUAGAGAUGCAGCAGUAAAAGCUGUUAAUUUCAUCAAGGGUAAUCUCUUCGAGAAGAGGACAGGUCAACUGUGGCGCAUUUACCGCGACGGUAGCAGGGGAGAUACUCCAGGAUUCGCAGAUGAUUAUGCAUACCUAACAGAAGGCCUUCUUCAUUUGUAUGAAGCUACCUUCGAUGACAGCUACCUACAGUUUGCGCAGCAGUUGCAACAAUACCUCAACACACACUUCAUCGCUGAGGGCCCUGAUUCUUCGUCUGCUGGUUAUUACACGACGCCGGCAAAUAUGACGCCGGGAGUUCCUGGGCCUAUCCUCCGUCUUAAAGGAGGCACGGAAGCUGCGACGCCAUCCGUGAAUGGGGUCAUCGCACGGAACCUUCUUCGCCUGUCAGCGCUGCUCGAGGAAGAGAGCUACCGCAAGCUUGCACGCGAGACGUGUAAUGCAUUUUCGGUUGAGAUAAUGCAGCAUCCGUUCCUCUUUGUGGGACUCCUCGAUGUCGUGGUCGGACUAGACCUCGGUGUCCGAACCGUUGCCGGUAUCUUAUCCACGGCAGAUAUCACCUCGUCCGCCAUCCCACGUGGAGAUGGAGUGGUCAGCAAAUCCGACGAGCCGGUCUCCGCCCGAGACUUGUUGAUCAAGAAAGCCCGAGACGAAGCAGGACCAGCGACGUCCACAUCGACCGCUGCAGUGUCCCUCUUAGACAUCCGGCCCGCCUUCGUGGAAGAUAUGGCUUCGAACACAUCUAUAUGGCUGAAGGGGAUGAAUCCGCUCUUCAAGGACCUAAAGCCGGGCCAGCCGCCGAAGAACUUCUUGCUGGUUUGCGAAACCGGCAGCUGUCGGACGAUCGAUGUAUGAUGCUGAAGGGCGAAACCGGGCGCGAGGAAAAAAGAAAAGGAAAAAAAAAAGAAGGGAAGGUCGAAAAAAAGGAUCUAGUUCAGUUCAUUAUGGCGAGGCGCUGCGAUGGUGGCGCGAUUGGAGCAUUUUUGAGUGGUGUUUGGUGUGCAUUGCAUUGGAUUGCGAUUUAUUUUGUCGCUAUAUCUGUUUGAGUAACAUUUUUGUAUUUACUAUCUCAGCAUCAUAGAUGGAGGUUUCUUUGACUACUUUAGAAGGUCUGUCUUGCGGAAUAUUUAUGCAUGCUCCACCAAUGACAUUUAUCUUGACAUUUAUCUUUAU
This is a messenger RNA of Paecilomyces variotii, 3194 nucleotides long. RefSeq names its product DUF255 domain protein. The transcript has 4 exons. The record is from RefSeq and is a predicted model, not a curated record. Lineage: Eukaryota; Fungi; Ascomycota; Eurotiomycetes; Eurotiales; Thermoascaceae. Gene Ontology annotation, biological process: carbohydrate metabolic process. The coding region runs from base 498 to 2876 and encodes 792 amino acids.